Molecule: messenger RNA, 1386 nt
Organism: Penicillium antarcticum
Lineage: Eukaryota; Fungi; Ascomycota; Eurotiomycetes; Eurotiales; Aspergillaceae
Product: chitin deacetylase CDA6
Exons: 2
Coding region: 1-1386 (461 amino acids)
Biological process (GO): carbohydrate metabolic process
Molecular function (GO): chitin binding; hydrolase activity, acting on carbon-nitrogen (but not peptide) bonds
Source: RefSeq, a predicted model, not a curated record
AUGCGUACUUACAGUCUGGCCCUUCUGCCAUUGGCAGGUUGUGUAUUUGCCGGAUUAUUCGGCGACGGCCCAGUCUAUACUGUGCCUCCCGAUCAGUCCCAGAUCGAAGAAGCAGUUGAGGCAGCUGUGAACAUUCGCGAUGUUCCCAACAAUGUCGACUACCGUUGCGGUCCCAAGAUUGGCAAAUGCCCUAUCGAUACAUGCUGCUCCGCCGCAGGCUUCUGUGGCACAUCCAAGGCGCACUGUCGUUCUCCAGAUUGCAAGAUCGACUACGGCCAUUGUGACGCUCACAAGUCACCUUAUGGACCUCCUACCAAAGACAUCGUCCGUCCUCACAUCGGUCAAAUCCCAUAUGGCCCGAAGGAGAUUCGCUCAUGUGCUAUCCCCGGAACCAUUGCGUUAACCUUCGAUGAUGGCCCUACCCGUUAUACUGGUGAUCUGCUGGAUUUGCUUGACAAAUAUGAUGCAAAGGCAACGUUCUUCAUCACCGGCAUCAACAAUGGCAAGGGCCAGAUCGAUGACUUCAGCUUGCCUUGGGCAUCUUUGAUCGAACGCAUGCAAUCCAGUGGCCACCAAAUCGCCAGUCACACUUGGUCGCACGAGGAUCUCAGCAAGAUCACCCCAUCACAGCGCCGUGACCAGCUGGAGAAGAAUGAAGCAGCUCUGCGAAACAUCAUCGGCAGCUUCCCUACCUACAUGCGUCCUCCAUAUUCCAGUUGCGCUCCUGACACAGACUGUGGGGUUGACGUGGGCAAGCUUGGAUACCACAUCGUAAUGUACGACAUCGACACUGAUGAUUACAAGAAUGAUAGUCCAGAACUUAUCCAGCGGUCAAAGGACAUCUUCGAUCAUGCAGUUUACGCUGGCGACCCACACACCAAGUCUUGGCUUGUCAUUGCUCAUGAUGCACACGAGCAGACUGUCCACAAUCUCACAGAACACAUGCUCAAAACCAUGAAGAGACUUGGCUAUCACGGCAUCACUGUUGGUGACUGUCUCCGUGAUCCACGACCACUGUGGUACCGGAAGGAUACCCGGAUGCCCACCCACAAGAAGAAGCCAAAGAAGACUGCCUCUGCUGAUCCCAACAAACCCAUCUCUUUUGACGGCUCCUGUGGUUCCAAUUACACUUGUAUGGGAUCUACAUUUGGUUAUUGUUGCGGGAGCACCAGUUCCUGUGGAAACACUACCACUUAUUGUGGCACCGGCUGUCAGAAGGAUGCCGGUUAUUGUGCCGUCGAGGCUCCAUCCAAUGGCGAUGCAUGGGAUCCAAAGGUUCAUACCAAGGGGAAGAAAUCGGAAGCAGACGGUAGCUCCCGAACGAUUGGUACCGCAGCUGUGAUAUCUUUGUUCCUUGCGCUGAUCGUCGCGACGUGGAUUGGAUGA